AUGGCCCUGGUGCUAGCCUCAAGAAUUAUCUUCCACUACGUGCUGUCGGUUUUGUCAUGCGCUGCUGCCGUGUGUCUUCUCGCUCUAUCAUUUCUUCCAAGACUAGACGGAACAAUCUGCGACAAUCGAUUUUAUUCCUGGUCACCAGCAGAACCCAUGAUUUCAUACCACUGGGAAUUCUUCAACAAUACUCCCUUCUUUACCGAAGAUGCAUUUUUUAAGCUCAAAGUGGCCGCAGAUCUCGAACAAGCAUGGGCGGAGUUUUUACCACAGCAUCCCAUAUCAAUUUCAAGCGAAAAGUUAGUGGAUCUUAAUCAGUCUUCGGAGUCGAUGUGGGCUCGAUACGAGGACCAGAUCCUCGCGCUCCCAGAGGUGUUUGUCCAGCUUCACUGCCUUCAUUACAUCUGGCAAUACACUCAUCGCCAUGAAUACAGCUAUAAAAAUCUAGCUGGGGUGACAGCAGAGCUACAGCGCAGGCGAGUAGACCAGUGCGUGGAACGCUUGCGGCAAGCCGUGAUGUGCUGGGCGGAUCCAGGGGUUUAUAUCAAGCGCCGAGUCAACGGGAGUAUCGGAGUCAAUCUGGAAACGUAUCACCGCUGUCGCAAUUUCGAAAAGAUUCGACAGUGGACGCUCGCCCAUGGGGUAGAUACAAUCUACAUGCAUGAUGGAUGGUGGAAUGUAAGCUCCUUGCCCGAUAGCGGAGGAGGAAUGAUAUGA
Messenger RNA from Penicillium malachiteum, 717 nucleotides. RefSeq names its product oxidase ustYa family protein. The transcript has 2 exons. NCBI's taxonomy places the organism in Eukaryota, Fungi, Ascomycota, Eurotiomycetes, Eurotiales, Aspergillaceae. The coding region runs from base 1 to 717 and encodes 238 amino acids. The record is from RefSeq and is a predicted model, not a curated record. Gene Ontology annotation, biological process: mycotoxin biosynthetic process.